Molecule: messenger RNA, 691 nt
Organism: Durusdinium trenchii
Lineage: Eukaryota; Dinophyceae; Suessiales; Symbiodiniaceae
Source: the annotation of a GenBank genome assembly
CAUGAGUCAAACGUAGUGAAUGAACGACGGGAGACGCUCUUCUGCAGUUGCACCGCACGAAAAUGGCUCGCUUCACACGCCUCCGCCUACAUGGAUUUGGACUGUUUGUUCUAGGACUUCUCGUUGCACAGCCACUGUUUGUAUGUCAAAGUGCUGCGUCCAGACGAACUGCUGUAGCAGCGACAUUGUCCAUUCUUGCAAAUGCGCCCAGCAUUGUAAGAGCCGAUGAGAUUGAUGAUGAAGUUGCUGACUACAUCAAGAAGAUGAAGAAGUUUAUUGUCGUCGAGGAUAAUGACAAGCCCUGGAGACAAAAAGAGCAGUUCAAUUACAACUACGAAUUUCAGGAGGGGCAGAAAGAAUUUGUGAGGCAGAAAUACUUGAAGAUGAAGGAAAUGGUUAAGAACGCCAGAAAUGAAAAGGAACGGGAAAAGGCGAUGCGGGUGAUGAAGAAUGAAUGGCUGAGGGAGUCGGUUUCCAUCACUGACACUGAUUUGCUGAAAGGAUUUUCGUAGGACCGCCAUGAAAGGAUCAUCGGUUGCAGCAAGAGUCGCACCUCGGAUGGCGAUUUUGGUUGCUGAAAAGGUUGCUGAAAAGGUGCCAGCAUGCUCUAACGACAGCAAUGGCAAUGUAGGAAUGGAGCUCGCCUGUUUUUGGUGAUGGACCUGCAGCUGUAAUGCAACAGAGGUUCCAG